Penicillium manginii is the source of this 2352-nucleotide messenger RNA. RefSeq lists its product as uncharacterized. NCBI's taxonomy places the organism in Eukaryota, Fungi, Ascomycota, Eurotiomycetes, Eurotiales, Aspergillaceae. The record is from RefSeq and is a predicted model, not a curated record. The coding region runs from base 1 to 2352 and encodes 783 amino acids. The transcript has a single exon.
AUGAACUUCGAAAGCGAUUGGAUGUUAGACUUCGUCCUCCCAAAACCAGAUACUUCAGGCGGACCAAAAGAUGAGGGGUCACAGCGAUCCAAAAAACCGGAGACAGUUGCUUUUCAUGUCGAACAAAACAAGGUCCAGUCGUCAUCUCCUGCUUGCAGCUCUAUCCUUCACGAAAUCGGCAAUCUCAUCCCAAUAGCUCUGGAAAAUGUCAUGAACGGUCUUUAUCGGCCCAUCAAUCCCAUGAAAAAGUACGAAGGACUGUUUCUAGUUGGAUACAUAUACAGCAAAGCAAAGCAAUAUAGUUCGCGGUUUACGGACAUAAAUCCCUCCACCACUACUUCGGGCGGGGCGGCAAGAACCGAUUAUAUCAAUUACUUUCUUCCGCCGAAUGUCGACUCCAUAUCUAUCAUUAUCAAGGACUAUAAUUUUACGCAAACUGAUUUUUCGGUGAGCACACUCGAGCCAUUCAACUCGGAGGACCCUUCCAAGCGGACUUUAUAUCUCAGUCUCGGCUGGCUUCGACAGAGCUGGGAAAAUCCACUCCCUUGGCAAACGCCAGCAGUCCGACGACUUGUACUAUUGGAACUUCUGACGCACGAGCUUGCGCACGUCUACCAAUACACAAGACCUGACUAUCUGAAUGUCAAGAAGAAGCAGAACCAACCUCCACCCCGAGCACUCAUAGAAGGAAUUUCGAAAUUCGUCACUCUUCAAGCCGAUCUGGCGUGGCAGGGAGUCAAGACGCCGGAACUGCUCGGAAAUCUGCCUGCUAAGUGGGAUCUAAAUUCUGAGCACACGGCGUACUUUUUGCUAUGGAUUGAAAACGUGAAGAAUGGGAGGGGAUCAAUCGCCUCUCUGAACGAUCGAAUCUCGAAAGAGUAUUACUGGGGGUUAGAAAGAACUUGGCUAAAAGAGCAUAAGGGGUCUGGAGAUGAGUUCUGGAGAGGUCUUUUUGGAGCGAGCGCCGAUGAACUUUGGGGUGAGUAUACUCAGUAUGUCGACAAGGAAGGGUAUUUGAGUCCCUUGAAGUGGGCUUCAUAUUCGAUCAAAUCAAUCACGACAUCACCCCAGAAUACUGUCAAGUGGCUUAAACGAAUCUUCUUCACAAUCUGGAGAAAGUUUAGCUAUUGGAAACGGUUCUCAUUUACCGUGUUUCAUUGCUUGUUGAGAGGCAGCUCCCGCUAUGUCGUUGUGCUCAUUACGCCAGUUCUUUUCGCUACCAUCACCUUGCCUAUUUAUAAGUUGGCCUACGAUCGCAUCCGCAGGUCAAGACCUAGUAUUGGUACUCCCAUAUCUGUAUUCUCCGAUGGCCUAUCGUUGUUGAUAUCUGGUUUAUCUCGGGGAUGGCAUGGUGUGAAGUUACUCGCUUCAGGCAUGUGGGUGUGUAUAUCUGGGUUUCUCUUCCUGUAUUGGCACGCACUAGCUGUUCUAUUUCGGAUUGAAAGAAGACUAUACACGUUCGUAUCGUGGGGCUUUGAUGCCGUCCCACUUUGGUUCGGUAAAGGUUUGAUAUCAUUUGUCCGAAUUCUUCUGUCGUGGGUUUGGUUAUGGGUGCUUACGUCUUUGGUUAUCGUCAACAUGCUUCUACGUAUUCCACUAUCUUUGAUCAAAUUUGUCGUGGUCUGGAUCAUAUCGAUUUUGUUUGGGACUAUAGCUUGGUUAGCUCCCCCUUGGUCUUCUGCCAACUCGGAGUUACCCUCUCCUGUGUUUUCUCCUGGGCCUUCUCCUGGGUCCUCUCUUGACUCCACGCCUCCUCCCUCCCCUCCCAAUCUUUCUUAUCCACCAUCUCCUUCUUCUUCGAUGCCUACUCCGACGAUCCCUCGAGAUCGACAGAUACGUUCGCCAUCUCCACCAUCAUCUCCAUCUUCUACGCCUUCACCUGUUACCACCUUCGCACCAUCGCCACACCCUGGCCCUAGCCUUUCACCCCCCACUUAUUACCCCGAUAGCCAUAUCCCCAGCACAGAAACUCCAGCAUGGGAAAAUACAUCCUACCGAUCACCGUAUCCUCCGAAAGAGACCAUCAUUAAAGAGGAAGAGAUACAGGUACAAUUUGAAGAAAAAGUGCAAGAGGAGGAGGAGGAGGAGGAGGAGUACCGCAUAGAGGAAAUCUUACGAUCGCGAAAGUACGGUAAGAAACUAAAGUACCGCGUGAAAUGGUACGGCAAGCCUGCAGAUCAGAAAUGGUAUGAUGCCGCCGAGCUUCGAUAUCAACCACACAUGCUGGAAGAUUUCCAUGCCGCACAUCCCGAUCAGGUCGGGCCUCCGGUGCGAUUGUUGGAUUGGCUUCAUGCAGCUGAGAAUGACCUGGAGCCUAGAAGGCAUCCUGAUGAUAAUGUGGCUCGCAUAUAA